This is a messenger RNA of Anopheles marshallii, 1182 nucleotides long. Its product is annotated as innexin inx3. NCBI's taxonomy places the organism in Eukaryota, Metazoa, Arthropoda, Insecta, Diptera, Culicidae. The record is from RefSeq and is a predicted model, not a curated record. Bases 1 to 1182 code for a protein of 393 amino acids. Gene Ontology annotation, molecular function: gap junction channel activity. Gene Ontology annotation, biological process: phototransduction. Gene Ontology annotation, cellular component: plasma membrane; gap junction. The transcript is spliced from 4 exons.
AUGGCUGUGUUUGGACUCGUCUCAGCCGUGGCUGGGUUCGUGAAGGUGCGAUACCUGCAGGAUAAAGCCAUCAUUGAUAACAUGGUGUUCCGGUGUCACUAUCGCAUAACUAGUGCGAUCUUAUUUGCCUGCUGUAUUAUCGUCACUGCUAACAAUCUGAUUGGCGAUCCAAUAUCCUGCAUAAACGACGGAGCCGUCCCCGUGCACGUGAUUAACACCUACUGCUGGAUCACAUACACGUUCACAUUGCCCGGGCAGCAUGGACGUCGGUUGGGCACGGAAGUGGCCCACUCUGGUCUGGGCAACGACAACCAGGAACGGACGUAUCACAGUUACUACCAGUGGGUGCCGUUCAUGCUGUUCUUCCAGGGCUUGCUGUUCUAUGUGCCACACUGGAUUUGGAAAAAUUGGGAAGAGGGUCGCAUGCGUAUGAUCACCGAAGGUAUGCGUGGCGUAUCAACAGCAAGUCCUGCGGAACGCAAAUCGCGUCAUGAUCGUUUAGCGCAAUAUUUGUACGACAGUGCCAACACGCAUAACACAUAUUCGUUCGGAUAUUUCUUUUGCGAGGCCCUCAAUUUUAUCAAUGUGGUGGGCAACAUAUUCUUUGUCGACAAAUUUUUGGGUGGUGCUUUCUUAACCUACGGAUCAGAUGUGCUAAGAUUCUCUAAUAUGAACCAAGAAAAUCGUUCUGACCCUAUGAUCGAGAUAUUCCCAAGAGUAACUAAGUGCACGUUCCACAAAUAUGGUUCCUCAGGUAGCAUUCAGAAGCAUGAUGCACUUUGCGUACUGGCACUCAACAUUUUGAAUGAAAAGAUCUACAUUUUUCUGUGGUUCUGGUUCAUUAUUCUUGCGGUUGCCUCCGGUUUGGCGAUUGUCUACUCUGCCGCUAUCGUCAUGAUGCCGACGUCGCGAGAAGCCGUUCUGAGACGUCGCUUCCGCAAAGCUGACCCCGGUGACGUUUGCAACCUUAUUCGCCGUGUACAAAUCGGUGAUUUCCUCAUGAUUCAUCUGCUUGGCCAAAAUCUCAACGUUACCUCGUACGGUGAGAUGCUGCACUCUUUUAUCAACAUGCUAGACGAGGGUCGGCCAAUCUCGGGGGACACACCGUCGGCACCAUCGACACUCGAAAUGGCUCCCAUGUAUCCGGCGAUCGAGAAAUACGGUAAAGAAACUGAAACAUAA